This is a messenger RNA of Bufo bufo (common toad), 1798 nucleotides long. It is a transcript of the gene B9D1, whose product is annotated as B9 domain containing 1. Gene Ontology annotation, cellular component: MKS complex. The coding region runs from base 477 to 1073 and encodes 198 amino acids. The transcript is spliced from 7 exons. NCBI's taxonomy places the organism in Eukaryota, Metazoa, Chordata, Amphibia, Anura, Bufonidae. The record is from RefSeq and is a predicted model, not a curated record. Gene Ontology annotation, biological process: cilium assembly.
UCAGAUAAAGGACAUUUCAUCCCCUGCGUCUUCUCUCCUAUCCGUACACACACGUGGCUUGGAAAACGCAGUGCGAUAAUUGCAUAAAACGUCCUCCUGGUAUCGCAGGUGACAUACUGCAUGGGAAUGUGCACGACAUUACCUCAAGAGAUUGCGUCGUAACCCAUCGCAUGCGAUAUGUCGCUGUGGAGCCCUGGCGAGUCGCGCCACCCGGCACUGCUACACAGAGUAGUGCUGCACCAGUCACUGCCUCCUUACCGCUGUGUGCAGCCUCAGGCCCAGCGAGCUCUCCGCCUCCCAUAGACCUGACUGCUGAACGCUGCCGGAAGUUUGGCCCGCUGGCAUGCCGUAGUCCCGGUUGCUACGGUCGGCGCGUCCCCUAGUAACGGCGCGCACAGUACAGAAUCUCCGCCACAUUCCGGUCCCGGGUCCGUUCCCGGUCUCCUUUCUUCAGGUCUCCGGUCCCGGCGCCGGCCAUGGCUUCUAAUGCGAGCGUCUUCCUCCUGAAUGUGAAUGGACAGAUAGAGAGCGGAGAGUUCCCGGAGUAUGAUGAUCUCUACUGCAAGUACUGCUACGUGUACGGACAUGACUGGGCGCCCACCUCCGGGGUGGAAGAAGGAAUUUCCCAAAUCGCUUCCAAGAACAGAACUGCGAACCAGUGCGUUGUGUGGAACUUCCCUGUGGAGAUCACCUUCAAAAGCACCAACCCGUACGGCUGGCCUCAGAUCGUGGUCAGCGUCUACGGACCGGACGUCUUUGGGAAUGAUGUAGUGAGGGGCUACGGAGCAGUUCACCUCCCCUUUACUCCAGGCAGGCAUAAAAAGACGAUUCCCAUGUUUGUCCCAGAGUCUUCCUCCAGGCUUCAGAAGUUCACCAGCUGGCUCACCGGUCACCGUCCAGAAUUCACAGACCCGAAAGUUGUAGCUCAAGGGGAUGGUCGAGAAGUCACAAGGGUCCGUUCACAAGGAUUCCUCACCCUCUCCUUCAGCGUGGUGACCAAGGACCUGAAGAAACUCGGCUACACCACCAGUUCCAGCGAGGCUCCAAACUCAGUGGUAACCUCUAACCCGUGAUGCCCUUGAUCUCCGGCCUGCGGCUCCCAUCAGGAAGGGGGGCAUGCUGAAUAUUCAGCGCAGGGCACACGCCGUCCAUCUGGAGAGAGAGGACUAUUAAUAUGCCGAUCUGAGGAGCGUCUCCUGCUGUUAAAUAUAAGCCGGCCAAAUGGUGAACCUCGGAAAGCAAAGCGAACCCCCAGCGUGCGCCUGUGAGAUUCCAGCUCUUGAGUGCUGGUUUUAGCAAGAUUUGCAUUGUUUUUGUGUGCAAAGUGCAGUUCUCAGGGUCGGCACAUCCGAGGACGCUUUUCCCGCUCUCCGUGUUGUCCUAUUUCACCAAAACUACAAGUUAGAUCGGUGACCCCCACUUAAAGGGAGACUCCACUUCUGAACUGAAUCAAUCAAAAAUCUACAUGUAAGUUUCUAAAUAAUUGAUGUAUCUUUUACUGACUUUUGACUUGUACUCUAGUCCCACCCAAAGCUAAGUUUCAGAGACUGCUGGCUUACAGCUGGGCUGUGGAAGGUCACAUGACUGUGAGGCAGAUCACAUGACCGGCAGCAGAGUGCAGAGACACCUCGGGCCGUUUCUAUGGGGAAACAAUCAGGGUUUUUUACACGUGUCUUUGAAUGUGAUUGGAGAAUAAUACAUAACUCAAUACUAGAUAGGUAGAGCAAAAUCUUAAAGGCUAUGGACAACUUUGGGAGCAUUUUUUUUUUUACUAUCGCAUUGUACAUAUUUUGAGCUA